AUGUUCUCCAACACUCUCCGCGCUACCUUGAUUGCUCUGGCCUCCUUGGCAGUCGCGGUGUCUGCAGAGCCUUCGUUGUCGCUCAAAGUCACUGGUCCGGAGAGUGUUCAGGACGUCGACAAUCUCAAGCUUGUUGCGACGAUUACCAACACGGGAGACGAGACUCUCAAGGUCCUCAACGAUCCUCGCGGCGCCCUCUCGCAGAUGGCCACCAACACCUUCACCAUCACGGAUGCGACAGGCGCCCGACCUUCCUUCACCGGUAUCAAAGUGAAAUACGUCCCUUCGACCGCUGCUACUGCUGGAGCUUUCACGAUUCUUGCCCCUGGCCAGUCCGUCGAAGUAGAGCACAACCUUGGAGCUGCCUACAAUUUCACCCUCCCCGGUGCCGGCGCCUAUGACAUUCACGCCUCAAACCUGUUCUACAUCGUCAACCCUGACUCCAGCAUUAGCACCGUCUACGCCGACAGCGCCUCCGCCCACUCCGCGAAAGUAUCUGGCAGGCUUGCCGUCGCCCGGCCCCGUCUGGGCAAGCGCGCGACUUACGUUGGUUGCUCCUCGACCCGGCAGACCGCCCUCGUCUCUGCCGCUUCCGCGGCCCAGAGCUAUGCCUCCGCAGCGCUCUCAUAUGCCAGCUCCCACACGUCCGCGACGACACGCUACACGACGUGGUUCGGCACGUACACGACGGCGCGCCAUGACACGAUCGUAUCGCACUUCAGCGCGAUCAGUGCCAACACGUUCUCGUCGUUCACGUAUGAUUGCACCUGCACGGAUUCGGGCACUUACGCCUAUGUCUACCCUAGCGACUUCGGACACAUCUACCUCUGCGGUGCUUUCUGGAACGCCCCAACCACUGGCACUGACUCCAAGGGCGGAACUAUCAUCCAUGAGUCCUCCCACUUCACCGCCAACGGCGGAACCGACGACCAUGCUUACGGCCAAUCAGCUUGCAAGUCGUUGGCGAUCAGCAACCCUGCCCAAGCUGUCGACAACGCCGACUCUCAUGAGUACUUCGCGGAGAACAACCCCGCUCUUGCUUGA
Molecule: messenger RNA, 1044 nt
Organism: Cyclocybe aegerita
Lineage: Eukaryota; Fungi; Basidiomycota; Agaricomycetes; Agaricales; Hemipholiotaceae
Source: the annotation of a GenBank genome assembly